GUACUUUUAGGCGAUCGUGAGUUGGCUUGUGCGGUAUUCUAACUUGCACGUGCGUUGUUUAUCGCGCCAAAUCGUUGUCCCCGUCUUGGCGGUAUAACUUAACCGUGAACAGACUUCGGCUGCUCUGCGACAUUCGGGGAAUUUCAUUUGGACCCGUUCUUUGCCGAGCUUGAAGGAUGGGAAGACGCAGAAGCAAGCGAAAGCCGCCUCCGAAGCGCAAGAACAUCGAACCACUGGAGACGCAGUUUAACUGCCCCUUCUGCAACCACGAACGGUCGUGCGAAGUCAAAAUGGACCGGCAACGGAAUACAGGUCGAAUCACCUGCAGAGUAUGCCUGGAAGAUUUUCAGACGGCGAUAAACUACCUCUCGGAAGCCAUCGAUGUCUACAGUGACUGGAUCGAUGCCUGCGAGAGCGCAAACCAGUAAGGCAGGAAGGACCCCCCCCCUGUCCAUCAUGUACAUAUUGUCCAUAAGAAUCACAGGUGGAAAGGAGUGUCAUCGGAGCGUGCUUGUCCGACCACAAUGUGUGUGCGCGUGUGCAAGAGCUUCCAUCUCUCAGUGUUGUGUCGUCGUCCCACCAAGCGGUGUGCGGACCACAAGCAAGACCCCCCUUCCCGGAGCCAUUGGUGUUGUGCCCAUUAGCAUCUGUAACGCAGUGCCCAGAAGCACAUGUAGUGCUACUUCUCUUCAUUUCGUGAUAUGCUACAGUCUCUCUUGUAAUGUUUGAUGGUUGGGGAAACCAAUUAAAAUCUGUUUUAUGUUGC
This is a messenger RNA of Dermacentor albipictus, 766 nucleotides long. RefSeq names its product transcription elongation factor 1 homolog. Gene Ontology annotation, biological process: transcription elongation by RNA polymerase II. Gene Ontology annotation, molecular function: RNA polymerase II complex binding. NCBI's taxonomy places the organism in Eukaryota, Metazoa, Arthropoda, Arachnida, Ixodida, Ixodidae. Gene Ontology annotation, cellular component: transcription elongation factor complex. The record is from RefSeq and is a predicted model, not a curated record.